Dendrobium catenatum is the source of this 1351-nucleotide messenger RNA. RefSeq lists its product as uncharacterized. Bases 215 to 1135 code for a protein of 306 amino acids. The transcript is spliced from 6 exons. The record is from RefSeq and is a predicted model, not a curated record. Lineage: Eukaryota; Viridiplantae; Streptophyta; Magnoliopsida; Asparagales; Orchidaceae.
GUAAUCACCGAAAGCUAGAGUCCAGACUCCGCCAAAUCACCCAGCCAAAUUGCUGGAAACAUAAUUUUCUGCUGCUCGAAACUUCGAUUUCUUUGGGAUCCGCAGUGAUCCUACCGGCAACUCAUCUCUCCUGCCACCGCCUCUUAUCCCUUAGUUCAUUCCCAUUUGAAGCGCCAUUACUGACCACAUAACUCACUAACUCCGCUCUACCUCCAUGGCGACUGUCGCGGUGAUUUCGCCUCCGCCUCUUCGCAUCGCCGCCCGCUCAGGCUUCACAGUGAAGAAGCAAAAGAGCAAGAAGAAGCGCGCAGCCUUGGACAAUGUUCUCCAAGUUGUAAGGUGCGACCGCCAGUUCUUCAGCGAGCGGCUGCGCUUGGCUGCUGAGCCACUCCGUCCAAUCCACGAGUACGUGUCCGGGAUUCUUAGUGACUUCUUCUGGCUCCGAUUCUUCGAAAACCAGGAAGCCCACCACACCCGGCGGCAGCUGUCCUCGUGGCCCAGUGUCUCUUAUCCUCCAGCAGGAUUGUCUGGCUUGGACACAUUAAUGGCUGAUCUCGAAGCACUGAAGUCUUAUGCUGAUUACAUCCAACAUCUUUUUCAAGUUUGGACCAUGCCUCUACCUGAGUUCUAUGACCCUGAAAAAGUCGAAGAUUAUUUCAGUUGUCGACCUCAUGUUUUAAUGUUUAGAAUUCUUGAGGUGCUCUCUUCAUUUUCUUAUGCUGCUAUAAGAUUCCGGCUUGCAAGAAUUCUCAAGUCAAGUACGAAAGAUGUAGGAGAGAAUAGCACCUUGAGUGAUGGAGCAUAUCAUGUUGGUCAGCUUUUAAAAGAAACAAUGUUGAAUCUUGGUCCAACUUUUAUCAAAGUUGGCCAGUCACUUUCUACACGGCCUGACAUAAUUGGUUCAGAAAUUUCCAAGGCACUUUCUGAUUUGCAUGACAAAAUUCCAGCUUUUCCAAGAGCAGUGGCGAUGAAGAUAAUUGAGACAGAACUGGGAGGGCCUGUCCAGAACUAUUUCAGUUACAUUUCCGAGGAGACUGUCGCUGCUGCUUCAUUUGGUCAGGAUCUUUUCUUUCAUUUCUUUGUAGUUGGUUCUGGAGCACAAAGAAAUCUGAGGACUAAUGUAUACUUAUAUUAGCAUGAGCUAAGCUGAUCAAAUAAAUUAAGCAAGGUGAGCUAUGCCACUAUCGAUUGGGUCAUCUGGGCUGGCCAAAUUGAGCCAAACUGUUUCAUUGGAUUAAGUUUCCAUAAGAAGCAGCUUAAAAAGAAUCAUCUGGAGCAAUCAUUUAUGAGUUGAACAAGAAGCGGCUAAGAACUUGACAAAGGGUAACCAUCUAAGGCAAGUUGCAUGCUA